Puntigrus tetrazona (Sumatra barb) is the source of this 1569-nucleotide messenger RNA. RefSeq names its product mesenchyme homeobox 2b (gene meox2b). Lineage: Eukaryota; Metazoa; Chordata; Actinopteri; Cypriniformes; Cyprinidae. Gene Ontology annotation, biological process: positive regulation of transcription by RNA polymerase II. Gene Ontology annotation, molecular function: RNA polymerase II cis-regulatory region sequence-specific DNA binding; DNA-binding transcription factor activity, RNA polymerase II-specific. The record is from RefSeq and is a predicted model, not a curated record. The coding region runs from base 264 to 1151 and encodes 295 amino acids. The transcript is spliced from 6 exons. Gene Ontology annotation, cellular component: nucleus.
CAGCCGUCUGAAGCGGUUUGUGAGCGAGUCAAAUCUUCAAACGCUAUUAUUGUUCGCUAACUACGAAAGACCUUAGAUGAACACCGCGCGUGCUGUCCUCUGUUUCGCAGAACAGACGGAAGAAGAUCAGCAAAUGUGCAUUUGUUUCGUUGUGUUCAGAUGUUCAGUAGCGGCCAGAUGAGUUGAAUGAUUUCUGAGGGAACGUGUGAAACUGAAGCACACGAGCUCGUUUAUGCAGUGCAGCAAAAAGUUAUUUUGGAGACAUGGAUCACUCUCUGUUCGGAUGCCUUCGGAGCCCGCAUGCCCCGUCCCAGGCUCUGCACCCGGCGUUCGCCCAGUCCUCCCUGGCCCUGCACGGCCGCUCCGAUCACGUCUCCUACCCCGACCUCCCGGGACCCUCGCCGCCCUGCAGCUACGGGGGGGAGGAGGGCGGUUUCGGGGGGCCCCAUCACAGAGUUCACCCCGCUCCGCAGCAUCCGCACCUCUCUCAGCAUCAGCCCUCCUGGCACGUCCCGCAGAUGCCCUCGAUGGACGGGGAGCGCCACGGCCUCUGCCUGCCUCACCCGGACUCCGCUGCUCCAGAGCUGUGCGGCACAGGAGGAGCGGGCUCCCAGGGCCUGUGCGCGGGUAACCCAGCACUCUCUGGAAGUGACCCUUCCGGGGGGGCGUCCUGCGUGUCCGGGGAGUACGGGAGACAGACCAUGUCACCUGUUGAGCCGGAGCGGAGGAGUAGCAAAGGGAAGAGUGACAGUUCAGAUUCCCAGGAUGGGAGCUAUAAGUCAGACGUGAGCAGUAAACCUAGGAAGGAGCGCACAGCGUUCACCAAGGAACAGAUUCGAGAGCUGGAAUCAGAAUUCGCUCACCACAACUAUCUGACACGGCUUAGACGUUACGAAAUCGCCGUCAACCUUGACCUCACGGAGAGACAAGUGAAGGUGUGGUUCCAGAACAGACGGAUGAAGUGGAAGCGAGUGAAGGGAGGUCAGCAGGGAGCCGCAGUGCGAGAGAAAGAACUGGUGAACGUAAAGAAAGGAACUCUCUUGCCUUCCGAGUUCUCCCCAAUGGUGGGACUGCAUCAUCCCAUGGGUUCCCCCAGCAACGAGGACGACAGUCACGACAGCGACCAGAGCUCGGAGCACACACAUUUAUGAUGUCCGCACUCCAGCCGCUCGGUUUCCUCAGGAAUCAGCUACGUCGGUACUUAGCAUCUAGUCCUGGGACGUGUCGUGUUAUUUCGUUCUGAGGUUGUAGGGUUUGUUUUUGGUCUGUGAAACAGAUGCUCACAGGGUUGCAAACCAGAGCUCAGCCCUCGGUGGCCACGGACUUUGAAGAGCAGUCUAAAUAAUAGUCAAAGGUGGCCACAAUUUUCAAGAGACUAUAAGCGUUUCAUCCGAUUUUGACAUUGUAAACAAAUAUAAGUCUGAAUGUUGUAAACAUUCCACAUGAGUGCCUUUGAGAGGAUUUUUGCACUGUUUUCAUUUUUGCCCUAACUGUUUGCUACUGUAUUUACAUACAGAUUUUGAUUAAAAAAAAAUACCUUUAAUUAAAAAAACAUAACCUGUGACCGCA